UCUAGGCAUUUGUUAAAAUGGUUAGCUUAAAUUUUUUUGUGACUGUGUCUUCUCUCUUCGCGGCGUCUGUAGUUCAAGCCGCUUUACCUCAAUCAGAAUACGGUCCGCAGCUUGAAGCAUUACAAAAAAAUGUUCGAGCGGCCUGUAUAUCCACAUCUGGUGUAGACGAAACUGCCAUCAGCAAUGUAGGAAAUGGGGUAUUUACUGAUGAACCCAAAAUAAAGCAUUACUUGACAUGUGUCCUAAAGGAAGGUAAACUGGUCAAUGAAAAGGGCGUCUUCAGCGAGAAAAACAUAGCUCAACUUUUCCCAGACAAAUAUAAGGAAGAAAGUUUGACAAAUAUAAAGAGUUGUAUUGUUAAAGUAAAUGAUAUUACAAACUUAGAGGAUAAGAUAUUUGCCUUAUUUAAAUGUUACUAUCACCAAAAUCCUGAUUUAUUUGUUUUCUUUUAAACUUGACAAUGGUAUCUAAACAGAAAACGUGGUAGGUAUACUAUUUCAAGCUUUAGAUUUUAUAAAUGUAAUAUAUUAAAUUUAUAAUGUAUACUUUUAAUAAUGUACGUAUUAAAAUAUAAAUAUA
Messenger RNA from Anoplophora glabripennis (Asian longhorned beetle), 579 nucleotides. Its product is annotated as general odorant-binding protein 72-like. The coding region runs from base 18 to 452 and encodes 144 amino acids. Gene Ontology annotation, molecular function: odorant binding. The transcript has 6 exons. The record is from RefSeq and is a predicted model, not a curated record. Lineage: Eukaryota; Metazoa; Arthropoda; Insecta; Coleoptera; Cerambycidae. Gene Ontology annotation, biological process: sensory perception of smell.